GCCAAGUUUUCUUUUUCCCUCCUAUUGCGUAUUCGACGUAUAAGUAUAUUUUCGGCGUUCGAAUUUCACGGAGACUUCGUGUUGUUCAUCAGUGUUUACUAACUACUUGAAGGUUCUUAGCCAUAAUUGUUUAUUUCAAGAAAUUUACAAUGCGUAAAGUAUCAAAAAGCCGUGCGGACGACGAUGGCAUUUCAUCUGCCAACGGGUCGGUGAUAAAUGAUGAUCGGUCUGAUACACAACUCUCUGAUGAAAAUGAUAAACUUAACGAGUCUGACGCUGAACCCAGUCGAGAUUCCGAAGAAAAAGAAGCUGGGAAAAAGGGAAAGUCUGCUAAGAGCAAAGGCAAGAAAAGAAAAUCUGAGAAAGAGGACAAUGACGCCGAAGAAGAAUACGAGGUGGAUAAAGUGGUAGACUCUAAGAAGAUCAAAGGGAAAUUGCAUUAUCUUAUUCGCUGGAAGGGUUAUUCUGCUGACAGUGACACUUGGGAACCUGAAAAUACUCUUUCUUGCCCCGAGCUCAUCAGCAAAUAUCAUGAGGAAAAAGGCAAUUCAACAAAGAAAAAAGAAUCAUCUCCAAAGAAAGGAAAGAAGAGAGGAGCUAAAAAAGAAAAAUCAAGCCCUAAGAAGGCUAAAAGAGCCAAAACUGAGUGGGACGGUGAGAAUGCUGAUGAAAACGCUGAAUAUGAGGUUGAUCGUAUCUUAGAGGUUCACCAUGGCAAAAAUGGAAAACGAGAGUUCCUGAUCCAUUGGAAAGGAUGGUCUAACAAAUUUGAUUCUUGGGAGCCCGAAAGCAAUCUCAACUGCACGGACUUGAUCAAGAAAUUUAUGGAAAAGGUGGAAGCAGCCAAAUCGUCGGAUACUCGCAGUUUAAGAGUAGCACCCGGCACUACCAACCGAUUUACCUUACAAGCUCCUUCUUCAGGCCGCAGGCUCAGCAAGAGGCGUGGUCAGAAGCAGAGAGUUCGCUACGACGACGCGGAAUAAUGUCAAGUUUAUUACCUCCCAUAAGACGAAAGCAGUAGGAGCUCCUUGUUUGUGGAAUGUUUGUAAGCGGAAUAUGUCCGUAUUUUAUUAUUAUUUUUUUAUCCAUUUUGGGCCGCACAC
Molecule: messenger RNA, 1103 nt
Organism: Cydia amplana
Lineage: Eukaryota; Metazoa; Arthropoda; Insecta; Lepidoptera; Tortricidae
Product: heterochromatin protein 1-like
Exons: 6
Coding region: 150-983 (277 amino acids)
Biological process (GO): chromatin organization; negative regulation of transcription by RNA polymerase II
Cellular component (GO): pericentric heterochromatin
Molecular function (GO): chromatin binding
Source: RefSeq, a predicted model, not a curated record